CAUUCCGUAAGUGUCGCUCAACAAAAACCAUCAUGGUUUCCUUCAUUAGACUGUUGCUAGUAGUGACGAUUGCGGUUGGUACUUGCAGUGCCAAUUGCACGGACGGUGAUUCUUUAUCCAACGACCAUUCUAGGAUAAAACGCUGGCUCACAUUUUACCCGAACGGAGGAACUGCCAAGAUUAUUUUGGGAUUUAUGUUGCCGAUUCGGUUUGCGCACAAACUGUUCCGUCAGCUCAAUGCGAUUAUCAACCUCCAGGCGAAUUACAACAUUCCUCAAACACUAAUUUGGCCAGUCCCUGCGAGCAUUUUCAAAAAUCGUCUCAACAACGAAUACGUUGAUCGCAGUCGAAGUCAGUUGUAUCAGCUGUUGGAAGCCAAACUGGAUAGCUGGGGCAGCAACGGGCGCCAGUGUGUUUUGAGGGCAAUCUGUGAAAUAGCCGAGGCUCCACUUAGUCAUAACGGUAUGAUUGGAGAAAUUUUGGACGUCAUAUUCACUCCAUACGAAGUGGAAGAAAUCGAUGACGAGUACCGGCAAGCGAAACUUCAUGGAACCAAAGGCGCAAAUUGUGGGAAACUGUAUCGAAAAUGUCCCACUGGGCAUGGUUUACUGGAACUGAUUUCUGUUGUAAAAGUUAUGUAA
This is a messenger RNA of Wyeomyia smithii (pitcher-plant mosquito), 641 nucleotides long. RefSeq lists its product as uncharacterized. Bases 33 to 641 code for a protein of 202 amino acids. NCBI's taxonomy places the organism in Eukaryota, Metazoa, Arthropoda, Insecta, Diptera, Culicidae. The record is from RefSeq and is a predicted model, not a curated record. The transcript is spliced from 2 exons.